UUUAUAAUCGCUCAUGAAAGCAGCCUUCUUUUAACACUUGUUCAGCAGACUGGAAACUGAAGAAAAGGAGCAAAACAAAUUCUUAGGCUCAUAGAUGGACAACUAAUUUAAUGACGGUUCCCGAGUGUCUGGCCACGGUCUUCACCCUCUGCCCUCUUCCCUGCCUCCUUCUUUCCCCCACCGCACCCACUCUGCCUCACUCUUUCCCUCUUAGUCUCAAGUAAGCUGAAAUCCAUUCCUUUAUUGAGGAAAGAAGGUGUAUUUAGUCAUAUCAUGGGAGUAUUAAAGUAUGGAAAAGUCCUAAAGGUAUUUAUUCUAUUUUGCUUAAUUUAUUAACAUUCUUUCCUUUGUAUCAUGCCUCCUCCUUUCUCUUAUCUCUGUUUACCUAUAUUACCUCUCUUUUUCUUGUUGUUCUUGCAUCCUUGUCUUUUUUUAUGCAAACGCUUAUAUGGCAUUUACCAUGUCAUCUUGGCAAAUGCCUUACUCCUCAUAGUGACCCAGUGGGGUAGGUUCCUCUAUCAGCUCCUUUUUCAGGUGAGGCAGAGGCACAGGCUGGUAAAGUCCCCAGUGCCUUAGAGCUGAUAAGCCUCAGAGCCAGGACACAAACCUAAGACAGUUGUGCUCCAACAUCGUGUCCCCUAUCUGUUAAGAAACAAAGCCGUCUGCUGAUGGCAGAACGGAACAUGCACAGAUCGUGUGGUGGGUAUCAUGGCAGAAAUGAGCCGUCAGAGCAGGGCCGACCCCCAAAACUGGGCCUAAAGUCUGGGUUAGGGAUUCAUCGGUCAGUGGACCAACUGAGGGCCCCAAGAGUCCGGGGAUAGACCCAGGCAGAUCAAGGGCCCCAGCUCUCAGGGGGCCUAAGGGUCUGCAGUACUUCAUCUCUGGGCAAGGCACCUCACCAAUAGGAAUGAGGACGCAUGUCCUGGAGGCUGGUCAUGACCUCUGACGCUUUGUCCUCCACCUCCUGCUAUCUCCUCAUAUUUUUUAAGCUGUUUCCUUGGGAUUCCUUCAGGAAAUUCCUUUGGACCAGCUUUAGUGCUUCCCAGUGAAGGUCCAUCAGGGAGAGACCUCAUGUGAGUCUUCCCUUCAGGCCAGCAGAGGCCAUUUGUGAGGGUCAGUGAGACGGGGCUGACCCACAGGCAUCUGGCUGUGGUCUGGCCCAUGAAAUAUUAGCCCUGUCAGAAAAUACAUUUUGUGACCAAUCGCUUUAUUUAAUACUGGACUUCACUGUUUUCCCUCCAUGGACUUGACUCUUCAUAUGAGGAGAAGAUGCCAAAAUCAAGGACAAAAUGUAUCAAAAGAAAAUGCAUUACUGCUUAACAGUGUCAUGAUUUACUGAGGUGUUCAAAAUGUCCCAGAGAGUCAUCUUAGGAAAAAGAUUGUAUUUCCUGGAUUCAUAGGAAGAAGAUGAUGGGGUGUAAGCUCAUUCCUUGCAAACCACAGGUGCGAACCUUGGAAGUGGUACGUCAGAUUUAAGACUUGGAGUCUAGUCAGAGGGGGUGGGGAAGGGUGUGCAGACAAAAGAGCCUACGUGUGUAUAUGGCAGGUUUCCUAAGUAGGUCGGAGGUGAGAGAAACGCUCUGAUUCUGUGGUGGUUCACGAGAGGGACAAAAGUGGGUAGAGAAAGUGGUGGGUGCUACGCCAGUCAAUUCACGUGACAUUGAAAAUCAACUCCUCUGAUCAUCAUUCUCAGGUUACAGUUUAUUGGGUAUUUAUUAUAUACUAGGCAUCCCACUUAGAGCUCUACAUACAUUUUCUCACUUGAUAUUGUCAAUAACCUUUUGAAUGAUCCCUUUUGACUAAAUACCAUUGUUCAGAAAGGUCAAGUAACUUGCCCAAAGUCAUACAGCAGCAGUCUGAUCUCCCCACUUUCCCUGCUUCCAUUCUUGUAUACCAGCCUUCUAUGUUGCUCUCACUGAAGCCACACUGGUCUCUUACAAACACAAAGAAGAUUAUGCUGUUUCCUAGUUAAAACCCUCCAGUGGCUUCUGAUUGACCUUUUCCUGUGGUUUAUAAAACUCUGCAUGAGCCAGCCCUGAUGAUCUCUGUGACUUCCUCUUGCACUAGUGUCUCGUGAGCCCACGCAGCUCUGACCUCUUGGGACUUCUUUCAGUUCCUAGAAUUCUCCAAGCUGGUUCCCUCCGAUCUUCUCAUGACUGGUUGCUCUGUUAUUCAGAGCUCAGAAUUACUCCCUUCUCAGGGAGGUUUUCCCUGACACUUGAAUUAAUUAAGGACACUUCUCAGCACUGGAUGGGUCCUUCCUGUUUAUUUUUUAUUUAUUUUCCGAUUUGUGUUUUAUUGACCCUGCGAUUCUCAGGCCUUGAGAACGCAUUUUCUCAGCUGCUACAGCUGCUCCUUCCACUGCUGCUUCUCGGUCUGUAGUUUCUCUUCAUGUUUAUUGAGCCGGUGGUGCAUGCAUGCGUUCAUGAGCUGCAGAUCUGGGGACGUGUAUUUCUUGCCCAGGUAGAAUUUCCUGAGGUUCUGCUUCUGAGUCUGGGUAGUGAUGGUGAGAACAUGGGCGACAUAUUUGCAGAUGACUCUGGAUCUUGGAGAGCAUGGAAGCUCGCCGCCUGUCACUUUGGUGACAAUCACCUGGGACAGCUGCACCUUAGGUCUUCCAGCUGUUUAAGCAGAGGCUCUUUCUUGCCCUAUUUCUUUGUUUAUUGAUUAAUGGUCAGCUGUCUGUACGAAAACAUAAUCUCUACGGGGACCAGGAUCUAACUGCUGGUUUGCUCUUAGAGGGACAGGAUUCCAGUGCAGGACUGUGUGAUGUCAGACCCUACUGGUAGUCUCCACCCUGCCUGUGAUCUGUGCUCCAUAGAUUUCUGUCACAUUAUUAUGGCUACUGAACAUUUUUAUGAAAUAGAAGUUUUUUCCUUCUCAGAAAUAAAAAACCGUAAUCAAACUUCAGUGUAUUUAAGAAUAGGAAGAGAAGUGUGAGGAGGUUUUUUCUUUUCUGGAAACAUGCAUUUUUAUUUUUCCUUUCCUCAAAAUUAUUUGGUGCAUGAUGGUUUCUGAGGGAAAUUCAAUGCUGUUUACUCUUCCGGAAUUAGAAGUUCGUUCUCCUUGUAGCAGUUACUGAGUCUUUAAUAUUUAAAGUCCUUGGAGUAAAGGGAGAUGUGAAGAUGCAGAGAAUGCCUUAGACCUUUUCCUGCCUGCCUCAUGUGGCAGGAGAAACAUGACUGAAGUGAUCAUACUGUUCUGCUUACCAUGUAAGAUCGCUACUGAAGCAAUAGAAAACUUCCGAACCGUUGUUUCUUUGACUCAGGAACAGAAGUUUGAACAUAUGUAUGCGCAGAAUUUACAGGUACCAUACAGAAACUCUUUGAGGAAAGCACACAUCUUUGGAAUCACAUUUUCCAUCACCCAGGCAAUGAUGUAUUUUUCCUAUGCUGCCUGUUUCCGGUUUGGUGCCUACUUGGUGGCCAAUAACUUCAUGACCUUUGAGAAUAUUCUGCUGGUGUUCUCAGCUAUUGUGUUUGGGGCCAUGGCAGUGGGGCAGACCAGCUCAUUUGCUCCCGACUAUGCCAAAGCCAAGGUGUCAGCGGCCCACAUCAUCAUGAUCAUUGAAAAAACCCCUCUAAUCGACAGCUAUAGCACGGAAGGCCUACAGCCAAAUACGUUGGAAGGAAAUGUGACAUUUAAUGAAGUCAUGUUCAACUAUCCCAGUCGACCAGACAUCCCAGUGCUCCAGGGGCUGAGCCUAGAGGUGAAGAAGGGCCAGACAUUGGCCCUGGUGGGCAGCAGCGGCUGUGGGAAGAGCACGGUGGUCCAGCUCCUCGAGCGGUUCUACGACCCCUUGGCCGGAGCAGUGCUGAUUGAUGGCAAACAAAUUAAGCACCUGAAUGUUCAGUGGCUCCGAGCGCACCUAGGCAUUGUGUCCCAGGAACCCAUUCUGUUUGACUGCAGCAUCGCUGAGAACAUUGCCUAUGGGGACAACAGCCGGGUCGUGUCACAGGAAGAGAUCGUGCAUGCGGCCAAGGAGGCCAACAUACACCCCUUCAUCGAGACACUGCCUGACAAAUAUAACACCAGAGUAGGAGACAAAGGAACUCAGCUCUCUGGUGGCCAGAAGCAGCGCAUUGCAAUAGCUCGUGCCCUUGUUAGACAGCCUCAUAUUUUGCUCUUGGAUGAAGCUACAUCAGCUCUGGAUACAGAAAGUGAAAAGGUUGUCCAAGAAGCCCUGGACAAAGCCAGAGAAGGCCGCACCUGCAUAGUGAUUGCUCACCGCCUGUCCACCAUCCAGAAUGCAGACUUAAUAGUGGUGUUUCAGAAUGGCAAAGUCAAGGAGCAUGGCACACAUCAACAGCUGCUGGCACAGAAAGGCAUCUAUUUUUCCAUGGUCAGUGUCCAGGCUGGAGCAAAGCGCUAGUGAACUAGUGAACUGUGACCACAUGAGCUGUUAAAUAUUUUCUAAUAUUUGUAUUAAAAUAUGACAUUUAAUCAAAGUUAAAAAGCAAGCACCUCCUGGAAAAACUAUGUAGAGUUACCUGUUUAACACUUCCUGCCAGAAUUUAAGAACACUACCAAGUUCAGUCUUCAGAGACUAUAAGGAACUGAAAGAAACAUCAUCAAAUGAAACAAAGUAAUAGUUUUGAUUGCAUUAUAAAACUUAUACAGUAAUUCAGAGUGGAUUUUGUUAAGGUGUAUAAUUUUUGUUUAUAUUUUCUUAUUUGAACUGUAACUGCCUUGCUAAAAGACUAUAGAAGUAGUAAGGAAUACUGAAUGUUUGCAUAAAGUGCCUAUAAUAAAACUAAACUUUUGUAUGA
Messenger RNA from Manis pentadactyla (Chinese pangolin), 4769 nucleotides. It is a transcript of the gene ABCB1, whose product is annotated as ATP binding cassette subfamily B member 1. NCBI's taxonomy places the organism in Eukaryota, Metazoa, Chordata, Mammalia, Pholidota, Manidae. Gene Ontology annotation, cellular component: membrane. The coding region runs from base 3179 to 4372 and encodes 397 amino acids. The record is from RefSeq and is a predicted model, not a curated record. The transcript has 8 exons. Gene Ontology annotation, molecular function: ABC-type transporter activity; ATP binding; ATP hydrolysis activity. Gene Ontology annotation, biological process: transmembrane transport.